This is a messenger RNA of Salpingoeca rosetta, 2370 nucleotides long. RefSeq lists its product as uncharacterized. The record is from RefSeq and is a predicted model, not a curated record. Gene Ontology annotation, cellular component: membrane. The transcript is spliced from 22 exons. Gene Ontology annotation, molecular function: galactosylceramide sulfotransferase activity. Gene Ontology annotation, biological process: glycolipid biosynthetic process. Lineage: Eukaryota; Choanoflagellata; Craspedida; Salpingoecidae. Bases 32 to 2206 code for a protein of 724 amino acids.
CCGCGAACAACAGUGGAAGACGAGAACAACAAUGAAGACCAACCGCGCUGUUGGUGGUGGUGGUGGUGGGAGAAGCAUGGGUGGCCUGCUGCUGCCAAUGACGGUGGCCGUCGCGGCUGCGGUGAUGGUGCUGAUGGCGACGCAGCCGACGCCAGCCCAUGCAGAAGACGACAUGACGUUCAUCUCGGAUCUACCAACCUGCACCGAUGCAAGAAAGAAGUUUGUGUACAUCAAGACCCACAAGACAGGGUCAAGCACCAUCGCCAACAUGUUCCAUCGAUUCGCCAACAAAUACGGAUUGCAUCUUGCUCUGCCCAAGGACAACACCUUCUAUGCCUGGCCGAUGCUGGACAAGUCGCGUAUCCUCAACUCCAUCUGGGACUACGACCAGUCCAAAACGUUUGACGGGCUUUGCAGCGCUCAUGUUCGGUAUGCGCCUGACGCUCUUGAUAAGCUCGUGCCCAACGCCGCAUAUGUGACGGUGCUGCGGUCGCCAGUCACACACGUCAAGUCGUCGUGGUCGUAUUGGGGGGUGGCAAACCACAUCCGAGCAAACGGUGGCCCCACGCUAACGUUGGACAAGUUCAUGGAGAAUCCGAACAAGUACUGGUCCGUCGCCAACAGGGGCGACCGCAUCCUCCUCCUCAACUCCCAGGCGUAUGACCUCGGGCUGUCGAAUGAGCCGUCCAAGUCUCAAGUCGAGAAUUUGAUCAAAACGCUCGAGAAGCGGUUCUUCGUCCUCAUCACAGACCACAUGGAUGAGAGCCUGGUGAUGAUGAAACGCAUGUUCUGCUGGGAGACGGAGGACAUUCUGUACAUCAGUCUGAAGAGUCAUUCGCACAGAAAACCGGACACGUCCGCCGCCACGAGGAUUCGCAACGAGCGCAUUGUCAAGAUGAACUGGGCAGACCAGAUGCUGUUCGACCACUUCAAUCAGACGCUGUUCAAGUUGAUUGAGGAGGAGACCGGCUUUGCAGAGGAGCUCGCGUACUUCAAGGAGCGGAAGAAGCGGCUGUCGGAGUACUGCCGUCGCUAUUCCGGAUACGAUGAGAUUGCUCAUCGUGUGCAGAUUGAGGAGAAGAAGCACAUUGGCGAGCAGGAUCGCAUGUGCCAUCUGGUGAUGAUGGACUCGCAGUCGUUCUCGAAGCAUUUCAAGUGGAAGGAGGGCGGAGACCCGAGCGUCAUCGAGUGCCUGACACAGGGCUACCCGCGCAAGACUGCCAUCCUCGCUCGCGUCGAUGGGGUGUCUGAUGGCGUGGUGGCAAACAUGCUGCUCAACACGGGCCUGGACCGCGACCUCGCACUCGCCAUCCCGCGGGACACGCCAGACCCAAGCAAAUCCGACAUCAGGCAGCAGUUUUUGACGCCAAAGACGCGCGGGGGAAAGAAGACAACACCCAUCAACAUCCUCGUCGGGAGGGAGGACGUGCCACUGCGGGUGUCUGCGGCGGGCCCGUUUGUUGACCGUCAGUCCAUCUCCAUUGCCGUCGUCCGCGAUCCGGCGCAGCGAUUCGUCGACCUCUGGGACGAACUGGACAUGGACACGCUGCUUGACGGCACCUCCAUGGAGGAUUACUUGAAGGACCCGAACGCUUUCAAGGGCAAGGUGCCCGAGGCUGCCCAGCUGCGCUUGCACAACGGAAUGGCUCGCUCUCUUGGUUACGAGGGGAAGUCCCUCGACGUCAGCGAGGCAGAGGGCCGGCGGGCUGCGAUGCGGAUUGCGAGCACGUUUUCGUUUGGUCUCGUGGCCGACCACUGGUUCGAGUCGAUGCUGUACAUGCGCCGGCUGCUGUGCUGGAGCCGGCGCGAUGUCGAGUACAUUGCACAUCCAAACAACCCCAACGUCCCAAAGGGCGUGACUGUGGAUGCACUGUAUCCCGAGCGGAAGAUCCCUGCUUCGCUGCGCACCCAAAUCCUGGCUGUCAACACCGUCGACGCCGCCCUCUACAAGCAAUUCAACACCACGCUCUGGCGCAAGCUGACGCGUGAGAUGCAGAUGCGGGACGAGGUGGAUGUGUUGAAGGCACACCUGCGGGCUUUGCUGGACACAUGCGAAUCCGUCAUCCUGAAGACCCCAUCAGAGAUUGCAGACCUCGCACAAAGCGGGUCUGGCAGUGAGCGCCGGUGUGCGCGGCUGCUGUCGCCCGUCGACAAGCUGUACAAGGUGGCGCAGAACAAGAAGCCUUCCAGAUGGGUGUAUGAGUGAGAGAUAGAGGUGUACCUGAGUUGGGUGGUGAGCUGGUUGGUUGGUUGGUUGGUUGUGUGGUUGUGUGGUUGUGUCAUCCCGAUGGAGGGUGGUUGUGGUCGGUAGCGGUGGCGGUGGCUUCGGGACGUCUCGAGCGAGACAAAAGUAAACGGUUACACACAGCA